Messenger RNA from Aedes albopictus (Asian tiger mosquito), 11294 nucleotides. RefSeq lists its product as uncharacterized. The coding region runs from base 1904 to 8566 and encodes 2220 amino acids. The record is from RefSeq and is a predicted model, not a curated record. Lineage: Eukaryota; Metazoa; Arthropoda; Insecta; Diptera; Culicidae. Gene Ontology annotation, molecular function: protein binding. The transcript has 22 exons.
CCAUCCCUGGGCCGCUUACUAACAUCACGGAGCCACCCCUAGUCUCCAGUUCGUAAAAUUUAACAAAAACACUUCACUGCAACUGAGUGACUGCAUGGCGCAUACAGAUCUAUCUCUAUGCUGCCGAGGGCGAGCUUUGCAGCUUCCUGCCUGUCUGUUUGGCUGCCAACUCAGCUACGAGAAAAAAAAAACUUCGUUGCUGCUGCUGCUAGACCAGCUUCGAAGGAGCUCAGCAAAAAGGGAUGAAUUCAGCUGUGCCGGAGGAAUAUUGUCCAAGCGUCGUCGUCGUCCGUCGUGUGCUUGUGUGUGCGAGAGAUUUUCCGGGUAUUCACAUCAACCAUAUGUGCCGCCCAACUGAUUUUGCUGCGUUCAUCGCCAGAGAAUGCCACGGGCUAGCUGCGAUGGUUACAUUCCUGUGAUGUGUGCAAUGCUUCUCGGUAUGGCAGCGUGCAGUAUUUAGUAGAUGUGCGGAAUUGCUGCUGUUUAAUGGGGGAAGGGGUGGGGGUUGGAAAAGCGAUGAAAAUAACUCGAGGAUGCUCCUGGCAGAUGCUGCUGUUGCUCGAUCUCUCAGAUAGCCCAAGCAUCAGUGAGUGACGUCACCGCGGACUGUAAACACGUACGUUCCUUGUGCUCGGAAAAUCCCUGUUGAAGCCUAGACAAAUGCAACGUUUCAACCAGUUGGACGCAGAUUUGGUCCAGCCGGGUGCACUUGUUGGGCUUUAUCGGAACGGGUUGUCGUGGAUUAGUGCCAAAAGUGUCGUAAAUUAUGUGGGACUUGUUAGUCGACCGUAGACGAUUGGGAGAAAGUUGUGCGGUAAAGUUCGAUUUUGCUUGCCUAUGUUCUGCAGAAAAACAAGACCAGAUGAAAAGUGUGUGAGGAGAAUUGGCACUCUAUUUUCCCGUUUUACCUCGCGUGUUCUCUUGCUCUCUGGCGGAUGCUCUGGCGGAAAAUCCGUCUCUCCUGCCUGGCUGGAUGCUUGGUUGUGUGAGUUCGCACGGUGUUCCAAAGCAGAAGCACAGAUGUGAUAGGCAGUCGGUGUAGUAAAAUAGCGAAAAACUCCUGGAUUGUUUGAAGUUUACAGCGUGUGCAUUCUCUGUGGCCGAGGAAGAAUUUCGGAAGCUGUGUCCUAAUCGCGCGUAUUUCUCCAUUGUUAUGUAAGUCAAGACUUCUAACGAGAAUCGGUUCACCGUGAAGACUAACGACCCCAGCCAGUGAAAGUGUUGUCAUCUGGUCGAGUGCUAAUUGGGCUAAUUGCCGAGUGUUUCAAUCUGUCAGAGUCAGUUAGUUUACAUAGGCUGUCGGUCGGUGGUGGGAGGCAGGAAUCCCUCUGGAGAGUGGCAUCAUCAUCGUCGUCAAUUUUGCUUCCGUCGUCGACCACCCAGCUGUAAUUGAAUUUGCUGCCGUGCGGAACGAGACUGUUUAUUUUCCACUUUUUGCUCCGGGGAGGUGGUGUUCAUCUGAGCUCUAAUCUCUCACCUAUCCACGCUUCGCGUUUCCUCUCGAAGCCACCCUUUUAGGAACUACUGCACUAUGCAAUGGGAUGUGCCCUGCAAUCAUCCAGCUAUCCAGCAGUUGGCGUGGAAGUGUGAAUAAUAAAUUAUUCAUAACCGAGUGAUCAGUGGAGUGAAAAAAAAAGUCAAACGGAGCCCAAAACUAUAAGGAUUAUUGAAAUUAUCAUCAUCUAAGCCAGCCGACCGACUGCCGAUGCUUUGACCAGUGUCAUCGCGGGAAGGUCAGAGAUACCUACACCACCUAUAAGGAUAAGGCUGCGUAGUAAAUAUAUACGCUCGCUCACCAUGACAAGGUUUGCAUCACGCUUCUUCGCUCGGAAACAUAGAAGCAUCCUCAUCCCAGUCGAACACAAAUCUAGCCGCCAGGAGCUACGAUUCUGAAGAUGAAAAUAUGGGCAGGAAAAAAGGACGCCCAUUCGACACGGGACCUGGCUCGAGAGCACCUGUCUACUCGAAGGGAGAUAUCCGCGAACAGUACUGCUUGACAGACAGACAGCUCAACUCGAUAGAGCAGCCGCGAAGGGAACGGUUUUUCGGCUGCUGGUCGGGACGGAAUGCACAUCAAUCCUUUCUGGGGGUGUGCGUGGGGCGGAGAGCACCAUCCGAUGAGAACCUGGCAGAUUACGCCCCAAUGCAGCGGUAUCCGAGGUACAUGAAUACGGGACCCAUAACAAAAUCCAUCCUGCAGCAGUACGACGAUGAACUGGACAAUCCCUACUUCCGGCGAAAACCGACAUCGUUUCUGGCUGGGAGCGGUGGAGCAGCUGGGGCCGGAGGUGGCGGUGCGAUGGUCACUGGAAGCAGUGCCACACUGCCGGCGGGUGAUAUGAGACGCUGCACCUGGAUGCCAAUGGACGACGACGCCGUCCGGAUAGAGGGACCAAGACUCUCGCUCGCUAUUCCCACUGUCUCCGUUUUACCCUUUCUCUCACCGCAACCUGCACCAAAUAGCUACCAUCGACAGCAGCAGCAGCAGCAGCAACAACAGAGCCCGCCGUAUCAUCGACGGUUGCACUGUUCGACAUCGGCCAUCGAUUUGGAUCGACCGAGUCCGUCCGGCAGUAUGCCUAGUUCGCCGUUUGUCCUGGACGCAUCCUGUCUACCGGUGCCACCACCACCGGCCUUUUCUUCUCCGCCGGAGCCGACUGCCAAUUUGAGCCACAGCACCGAACAUUUAACAGGACUGUACCGAUGUCCAGCGCAUACGGAUCUUCCACCGGCGCCACCGCCACCACCACCCCCAAAUGUUGGCCUUAUCGAUGGCGUUGCAGGUGGACCACCAAGGACCAAGCACGUCAGUUUCGCCCGCUCGUACACCCUGACGUCCUUCGACGAGGCCAUGGGUGGUCGACCGCUGUCCCGUCUAGCCGCAGCUAGAAGCCAAGAAAGACUGAUAGGUGGUAAAAAACCUACCAUCACACUAGCCCAGCACCAACCAACGGCCGCCCAGUACGGUACGCCGCUGCACUCGAUCCUCCAACAGCCCAACCAGCAGCCUCUCCUAGCCCAGCAACUGCAACAACAGCACCAACAACUGCAGGUCGGUCAGCCGCAGCCACCACCGUCUGUCCAUCAGCACAUUCACGCUCACCAGCACCUGCAGCAUCUCCAGGCCCACCCCGGACAACUCAUUAGUCAACACCCGCACCAGCAUCAGCAUCACAUAGCACUAAUUCAACAGCAGCAGCAGCAGCAACACCAUCACCAGCAACCUCCCCCUGGAAGUGGUGGCUUGCUGACAACGAGCUCAGUACCACCAACCAUCCAACAACAACAACAGCAUCAGUUGCAGCAGCAGCAGCAGCAACAACAACAGGAGGUCGUAGUGGUGGAGAAAAUCAAACGAAGUGCCAUGAAAACGCAAGCAACGCAAACCGAGGUGUAUCUGAACAAGAAAGCUGCCGCGCCACACCAUCUGUCGUUGAGUCCGAGGACGAUCCAUAGGGUAAAAAUGGUAUCGCAAGGGGCGCAGACCAACGGUGGGCUGAACGGCCGGAAGCUGACGAAAAGCCUUUCGGAAGCAGCCGAUCGGAUACAGGAGAACGGUAUCGAUGUCGGCGGCAUCGAGUCGGAGGAACUGAAAACUCCCACCGAGCAUGAGCUGCUUCAUCGAACACAGUCUGAAGAACCGCCCAAAUCACCCUUCACUAUCACUUCACCGCCAUCCAAAUCACCGCUCAUGCAACAUUUCGAAAUGCCUUCGCGGACUUCGUCCCAGAUGAGCCACUCGGAAACGUCCCGAAGCGACAAUUAUCCGUUGGACAAGAUCAUGACCCAUUCGCGGAAUCACUCGCAGGAUAGUGCCACCUCGUACCGAUCAACAGACGGAUCUCGAGCGUCGUACGAGACUAGUUCCUACCCAUAUGAAAUGUAUGACAGUAUUGUUAUUCCAAGGCGAGGAAGCCACACCUUAUCGAAUGAACCAUUUCAAAUUCUACGGAGAGACAUCGAACAAGUCCACCACCAUGGUCAUGAAAAUGGUUACGUAUUCGAAACCCACAGCCUUCCGAGGAGAACUUGCAUCCAUCAUAAACCGGAAGAGUUCCACACUCACACGUUGCCACGACGACUCGACUAUCAUCCACAUCAUCAUCAUGAGAUCAUCUUCAAAGAUCAGCUCAAAAUGCCUCCUCAAGAGUUGCUCAUCUCGAACGGUAGUGUUAAUCAAGAUAUUCGUUCUUUCGACAGCAAUAGUCUCAAUAGACGAAUGUCCGCGCACCACGUAGCGAUGCAGCAAGAUAAGCAAAACCAACAACGGCGAGCUUCCUACGCUUAUGUCACGCCGGAAACCCACACCCUAACCCGUCGAAACUCCAUCACUCACCAGCAGGUGCAAAAAGUGCAACCCAUGAUUCAAACCCAGGUACAACAGCAGCAACCUCAAAUACAGAAGCAACCUCAACAACCACCCCCACAACAACAUCAACCACAGCAACAGCCUCAGCAACAACAGUUCCAACCACUAGUCAAACCCCAACCUCCCAUCUUCUCGCAACCGUCGCAUCCUCCACCAUCCUGCCCCAUCACCCCUCCCAACAUCCAACCUCUGGAUAUGCAGGACGACACCAAGUCCUCGUCUGACGAAAGUUGUUCCACAUGCGAAUCCGAAAGCGAAAAAGACGACAAAGAAGAGCAGGAAAUUUUCAUCGAUUUCAAACCUCGCAUCUCACCUGUCCCCUCGCCUAGUGCCGUCAAGAAAAAGAAGCUGCAGAAAACCCUCUCCGAGGGGGAAAUCCUCCUAGAUCGAAAAAAGACCAAACCAUCCGACCAAGCCCCGACCAGCGCCAUUUCGGCCAGCGAAGAAGAUCUCAAAUCCCCCGUCGUCGAUCCGCACAAGGAUGCAAAUCUGCAAUUCAGUGAAACGCCCAUCAAAGACGAAGGCAUAUUCAUCGGCGGUCCUGGCCCGGGCGAUGCCGACCGGCGGAAGGAAUCCUUUCGAAAGCGGUCCGUUAGCUUGGAUGAUCCCACCAGUAUGGAGGAGGAAAAGGGUCUCCUGGAAGAGCUGGAGGCGGACUCGAAGGACGAUAGGACGGCAACGGCACCUCCUUCGCCAUCGCGCGACGAGAGACUUUCGAUCAAAUCGCAUUCGCCGUUCCACUCGUCGGAAUCGCUCGCCACCCGGGACAACUCGGACGGCAUUUGGAACGAAUCGCAGGCAACCAUCAUGACACCGAGUUUGACUGAGAAUGGGAAGCUGACGCCUACAUCGAAGCGGAAAAAUCUAUUGUUACAGCACCAGCAGCGCAGUUCGAUGGACACGGACGCACUCGAUAUGGAGGAUAUUGCUGAUCAGCCUCUCCCGCCACUACCGGUGACAGUUACGGCCACACCGCAGAGCACCGUGUCCCCCACAAGCAUCCAGUCUCUAGCUCCCCAACUCUCAGUACAUCCGUCGACCGCAACCACAGCCAACGGUACAAUCCCAUCGCCCUCAACGGCUGUGGCGGUGACAACCGGUAUCGUGAAGCCGACGCCUUCCAUCGCCGUGAUUCCUUCGCUCAGCAUCGAACGAGAGGAGCGAGACUUGCUGCUGCAGCAGCAGCAGAAGCAGAUGCACAAAAGUGCCACCCUUCGGCGUCCGUCGAGACCGCUGUCUCCUUCGAAACGACGCGGCAGCGAGCAACACCAGAAGCAGCUUUCCAAGAUCGAACCACUUAUUCAUCGCUCACCAGACAACAACGAACGCAUCGUGCCAUCAAACCUGAAGGACCAAUCGCCCAUAAGCGCACCGGCAACACCGCAUCAAACCCAUCCGCCCGAGUUUUUCAAGCAAUCUACCGUCACUUCAACGGUUCCCCCCUCGUCGUCCUCCUCAUCACGGAUGCCUCCUGCCACGGCCGUUGCUCCAUCGCCUCGCUUCGAACACGCCAAACUCAAAGGAUUAGAUGACAAGGACCUACUCGGAGAUGGCGGUGCCGGUUCGGAAGGAAGCACCACCGAAGACUACAACACCUGCACCGACAACUCGAAACGCACCGUCACCGCCACGUCGUCGGCCGUCGGCGGCGGAUCCAAAGGUAUAUUUAAACCCACCCACACGAUUAGACAACCAACAAGCAAACAAGUGACAGCAAACGCAACUCAGGAUGGUUCCUCUUUCGAGAGCGCAUCGUCCCUCUACAGCCUGGCGCGAGUCGAUGCCAUCUGCGAAGAUACACCCCCAAUCGAGGAACGACCGGUGGCUCCACAAAUUCCCCCGCUUCCCAAGCCCUCACCUGCUCACUCGGUUAGCAGCAGCUCCAGCGGAAGCUUCAACAUGGCAAACAAGAAGCGAACCAGUUCUCCAUCACGGCAAACCAUUUCGAAAGUACUGCCAUCCAAAGCGAAAAUCAAACCGGAGUCUAUCUCCGAUGAUGAACGAAGCGAGAAACGGUACUCUUCCUCUCACGACGAGAAGGAUACCAAGGGAACUCUCGCAAGACCUGCCCGCAGAGGUCGCGAUUGGAACGAAGAGGAGCGUCGCAGGAAAAAGAGUUUGUUCAAGUUGGAGUUCGACAAAGAUUCCUUGAAGACGUACACAACUCCGAUGAGACAACCCAGUCCCGGUUUUAAGAAACUGUCUCCGGAGGAUAAAGGGGCGCUGAACGUGCUGGAUGGGGCCAGUCCCAGUAGCAAACAGAAACGUUUCCGGCCUAAGACUAGGAAGUUGCCACGGUCUAGAACGGCCGCCGGUGGUGAAGAGCCCGUCAGUACACCUAUGCGAAGAGUAAAAACCCCGCUGAUUCGUAGUCCGGAGAAACCACAAGCUUCCACUUUACCGGUUCAUGCAAUGACCGCACCCAAACUUAGUCCCUCUCAGUACUAUUCCCAAAUACGUAGUCCACCGUCCGGUAGUUCACCCUUGAAGCAAAAGAUUUCCCCGGAGAAACGGUUGAAAGCAAUAUCUACUGAGUCGUUGCGUUCGGUUUCACCCGGAUCGGAUUCCGUAUUCUACAGUGAGGCUGAUGGCCUGUCUCAGUCGGAUAAGCAAGUUCACUGUCACCACUGUGGUAAAGACGUGGAGGUUGUCAGUGUGCCCGGUGAGUCGGAAGGGUCAAUGACGGCCCUAACGCUAGACUCGACGGAUGGUGAUCGACCGGAUAUCGUGCAGCCACCCGAAGGCUUCGCUGACUCGCCGGACUGCACAAAAACUCCACAUCACACACGGCUGUACAAGAAGAUGGACAAGCGAUUUCGCUCCGAAGAUCGACACGCCGAUCGUAGGCACUUUAAAUCGCGGCAGGAGUAUCGAGCGAAGAGUGAGGAACGUGGGAAAGAUGACAGCGAGCAGGGUACUUUACGACCCGCAGGAUCUUCACCUUGUGUCGCGCCUGUAGCUCCGUACAGCGAGCAUCAGGUAGAACCAGAGCAGGGUGUUUAUCAUGGUAACUAUAAGGCCGGGCUGUGGAUUUGCAUAGCUGAUCGGGAUGUUUGGAGGCGGCAUGAUCUCCUAGGCGAGGGCAGUUUCGAUCGACCUCCUCGCGAUCUUGCCGAACGAAGAGGAUCAACGGAAUCUGAGAAGGACUUCCGUAAAAAGUAUCAAGCGAUUACCCAUAGACUGGUUCACCGGAAGUCAUGCGUGGAGAUGUACCGACGGCAGAAUACAAAUAGCUUUGAAACAGACAAAACGGUUGUGGUGUGCAGGAAAUCCGGGGAGUUUGGAUUUCGCAUACACGGAUCGAAGCCGGUAGUGGUAUCUGCCAUCGAGCCAGACACUCCAGCGGAAACUUCGGGUCUCGAGGUGGGUGACAUCGUUCUGUCCGUGAAUGGGAUUUCAGUGAUCGACAAGAGCCACUCAGAGGUGGUUAAAAUCGCUCACGCCGGUAGCGAUACAUUGGAACUGGAGGUGGCACGAACGAUCGGUGUGUUAUCGCCACUGGAGGACACCACGGUGAAUCCAGCGAUCUAUUCCGGUUUCUUGUGGCGUCUUUCCAGUAGCUCCACUACAAAGUGGGUUCGACGGUGGUUCUCAUUGCGUCCUGACCACUGUCUGUACUACUACAAAUCAGAACUGGAUAUUCAACCCAUCGGUGCCAUCAUCCUCACCAACCACAAAGUGGAACGACUAGGACUGGAAGCGGGUGGACGACCGUUUGCUUUUGCCAUCGAAACGGAAGAAGGCACUAAGGUAAAACUAGCUGGAGAUACGGACGAAGCUGCCAGUCGAUGGAUGGCCAUAAUCAGCCAUGCGGCCCAGCAGAAUGAUCUUUGGUUGGACACUAGUGCUCGAAACCUGAGACUUCCACCCAACGGAAUACCAAAGCCGGAUUGUGUGGGUACUUUGACCAAACUAGGCAGCAAGUGGCGUUCGUGGACCAAACGAUAUUGUGUGCUGAAGGAUGCUGUCAUCUAUUUCUACCAUGACAGCACGAGCAAGAAUGCAUUCGGAAUGGCUUGUUUGCAAGGAUACCGAGUUCAACCAUCGUCAGCCGGUGGAAAGAAGUACGCCUUUGAGAUUGUUCCUCCAGAGUUGACGCUGCGUCACUACUACUUCCAUACCGACACCGAAAUGGACAAGAAACGCUGGGUCGCCGCCCUGGAAUACUCGAUAGACCGGUGGAUGAAGGCCGGCUGAAAUACACUGAAAAGAUACGAGCAACUCGUAUAGUAUACAUUUGGGCGCACGUCCAUUCGCCAUUCUAUGUUUCCGUUUUCUUUCGCCCCAACAACAAAGCUGUUCGUCCGUUCGAUUUGAGGGAUUCCGUCGAAUCGGUCGAAACAAACCAGUCUCGGUCGCGCGCAACGAAAAAUCUCCAUCAUCCUUAGCCAUGGGCGUCCCAAGAGGCGCGACGCGUGAAGACGAUCGUGAUUGACGUAAAAUUUCGUGAUUCGCCAGAAUCGCGGGAGCACAGAGCCAAAGUACGAGUAAUUCCAAAUUUAGUCAGCAACAAUUCGAGAAGCGUUUUUUGUAUUGAAAACUGAACUAGAAACCGGUAGGUCCAGCGUAGCUUGUAUCUUAUCCAAAACGUUGAUGUUAUUUGUGUAAAUCGAUGGUGAAUAUGGUAAGCAGUCAAAGUGAUCAUUGCUCAAAAAAGGUUGAUUUUCUAUACGAUUGCACUUAGACAGCUGACGAUACACCAUGAACUUAAAUCAACGAACUGAAGCAAGAUUCGAUAAGUGUAAUAUUAGUAUUAUUGUCGAAAGCGGGGGGCUAGACUAAAGGAAAAUGUUUACGCACAUAUUAUCGCGAUAAAAUUGUUCAGGCUCAAUGUGCUAGUUGAAAGUGAUAGACGUAUCUCGACGGUCAAAUAGAACGUGGUUAAUAAUUAACUAUAUCAAUGUUGAAGAGUAUAUUCUAAAAAUAGGUGGGAAAGUCCAAACACAAAGCUAAGAAGAGGCAACUUUUGACUAAUUGUUGAGAAAAUUAUAAUAUGUAAAAAGAAGUUAUUGCAAAGCCAGAUAAAGCUUUAGAAUAGCAUUUGAAAUUUCCAAAGUGGUGGUCUAUUCAGACUGCGAUAUAAAAUGGAUAGCAGUAAAGCUUUCGUGAAAGUUUGUUUUGAGAAAGCAAUCGCAUUCGAGACGAAUCAUGACAAAGAAUCGAUGUUUAGAGCUUUAAUGUAUCAUUCCACUUCAUAGGUAUAUAACGACUACGGUAAGUAGAUAAUCCAUAUCAAUUUAAUUUAUUUUUAAUACAUAUUAUUAAAUCAGAGCUGAAUUUUCUCGAAUAAAAAUCCUCUGAUAACUAAACAAAUGUUAAAAUAAACGUAUCAAGCAAAGCGCUUCAGAAAUAUUUCAUGCAAAUUUCAACGUUGUUACAAGAGACAUAAAAUCAUUUCAGACUGAAAAUAUACGGGUCUACUCAAAACAUAAUUUUGAAGCACAAACGAAAUCAAGCAUAAAAUUACCAUCAUGUUUGUCAUUUGCUACCGCCGUCAUGACUAACUGUUGACAUCGCAUCGACUUUUUUCAGAAGCGUUUUGUUGGAUGCAAUUAAAAUAUAAAGUAAAAUGAAACAAUAAGUGCUUUGGUCGUUGUGACAGGAAUAUUUUGUAGAUAUCGUCAAUAAAUUCAAUGAAUCUUCUUCUCGUUCAUUCUGCUCAUGGAUGAGCUUAACUCGUGAAACUUCCACAUAAAUAUUUCAAAUCAUCACCCAUAUUCUCUCCGGAGUUUCUAUUGGAGAUCCAUCUCUAGCAGUACAGCGACAAUAACUGUAGGGUUUCCCAAGCACCUUCCAUGACAUCUAUCUCCUCCAGACCAAAUUCACACCUGUUACUGUCACCUUUCGCCUAUCCAAGGUUGGACAAGGUUUCCUAAUAUAUGUGGAAAAUAUCCUCACAACAUCCAACUGAAAGCGAACAUUUAUGAACAUUGUCCAAUGUCCGCAAGAGCAGGAGUAAAACACAACACCAUCCCGAAAGCCAUAAACCAGCGGUGUGAAAACGAAUGACCUUAAACGAAAAGAUAAAAAACUGAGUAAAAAUAAAUCGAGUAGUUAAAACGAGUUUAAAAAUGCAAUUUAUGAAUAUUUUUUUUGAAACGAAGAAAGUUGAAAAGCUACAUUUAGUUUAUGAAAUUCAGAUCACUAUAAGGUAGUUCAAGUUUUAUAAGACGUAUAUAUAUCGCCAUGUGAGAAAAUAGAAGCUGAUCUAGUAAAAAAAUCUGGUGAUGCUAUUUGAGAAUACAAAUUUGAGUUAGGAUAGUAUUUACAAAUCUAAAAUUAUUGUACGGAUAAAUAUCGACGAGAUCUAGCAAACAGUUCAAAGUUUUAUUUGGAUGAUAGUUUAUCAAAAAAAGAAAAAAAAAAGAAAUAGAAGUUUAAAGUCGUAUUUCACAAAACACCCUCAACGCAUGAAUCUAGAUGGCACACAUUUAUCCAAAACCUAGGUAAGAAUAUCAAUUACUAUAAAAUAGACGUGCUGUAACGCAUCUCAACAGAAAACUGAAAUAAAACGACGCCCGAUAGACCACGAUUGGCCUAUCGAAGUCUCAAAAAACUGAGUAAAAAAAAGCUUUCCGAAGAAAAAUAAAAUGUGUGUUAGGGAACUCUAAACACUGCCAUUUGAAAAACAAGCGAUGUAGAGAGUACCGAAAUGUCCGCGCUACUGAUCACGAAAUUGACAGAAUGCCAACAGUAGUGUCACCACCAUGUUAGCAGCCACGAUUAUUCAUGAAGUUUUGAAAAAAGAUAACAAAAAAAUAUGCAGCAGAUACAUACCGAUGGUGCGAAAUAGACCAAAUCCUAGAACCAAUUGUGAGAUUACAUAUUGACGAUAGUAAGCGAAAUAAAGAAGAUAAUUGAUAAACAAUGCUUGGGUAGUUAAUGUUUGCCUUUCGUUAUAUCACAUAAUUGUUCUAUUAAUAUG